UGAAAGACAGGCGGGAUAUAAUCCAUGCAUAAUAUACCUUCUAUAGAUUGUUUCGUCUAACCAACAGUCAUGGCUACGCAGUAAACAGCUGCAGCUGUGUCGCUGAUGGGAACUACAGCUCGUAUUUUCGCUAAAGGCUACUCCAGAAAUGAGUUCAAGUUGAGAAGUUUUAGUCUAGUUACGAGUUAAAGGAAGUGUUAUUACAAGCUGCGAAGAUUAUUACAUUGUGCAACAGUACAAGAUAUGGCUUCGAAAGCGACAUUUGUAUUAUUAUUCCUGUUAGGUAAUGUACGUUUUUCCGCCGAAGACAAUCCCAAAAUUUCGGCUCGUUUUUCCUUUUUUGAGAAUAAGAGGCUGAAAGGAUAUGUUGCUAGACGGUUUGAUUCACGCAGUUUGUUGUCAUGCGGUCAGCAAUGUCUCAGAAACACUUGGUGUACUUCCACCAACUUCAAGUUUGUCUUAAAGAGGAAAGGCGAAGGAACCUGUGAACUGAACAAGCAUGAGAUGUCCAUUGUUAACGAAAACAACAAUUUUUCUGACGACGAAGGAACGACUUUCUCGCUGUUACAUAAGGUUUGUGAAAAAGGAUGGGUUCUCCAUUUUCGAUCAUGUUACCUUGUCCUCGACACCCCAACGCAGAAUUGGACUGAGGCCUGCAGGAUCUGCAAGAGCCACGGGGGAGAUCUAUCAGUAAUCAGAUCUGCAGAUGAGAACAAAUUCAUAAGCAAAUCAGUGCAAGACUCGCGUGUAUGGAUUGGACUUUACAGAAAAUCGGACAGUAAGUUUUACUGGAUUGACGAUACUCCUGUGACAAGCCAAUUUUCUUCAUGGGCAGCUGGAGAACCGAACAAUAUAUUGUUCCCAGAAGGCUUUGCGCGUACUCCGGUCGAUUUUUUUACCGAGUAUCGCGAGCGAGUGCUGGAGUGUAUUUAUCGUCAAGGUUAUGUGAUUUUAAAUUUGUCUAUGGAAGUCGAGGGAGAAACCAGUAUUAAGAGAAAAGGGAAGUUUAGAUCGAGUCGAAGGAAGAAAAGGAAAGGUUUUCACGGGAAAAAAGCCUGGGAAGUGCGAAGGGAAACUGAGGAAAAUGGGAGAAAUGACACCAGCGUAGAAUCACACGAGGAACCACAACCGAGCACGUCCAAGGCUCAAAGUGAGUACGAUGACUUUCUAGACCGCACUGCGCAGAAAAAUAUGUCGGAGUUGAAACUUAUGAACAGUUCUUUUGAAAAGUUGGAUCAACAAGAAGCAGUUACUACUCGUUCUCAAAGUAGUUCAGCAGAAAUGUGUGUUCAUGAGGAGGCACAUGGCUACAAGAUGCGCAGCUACUAUCAGAGUGCUUUGCUGUUUCAGCUAUUUGCAGCUCGUGCCGAAAUUCAAAGUCGAAACUGCAGCUAUUUCAAGAUAGCGGAAGCAGAAAUGGCCUUGCUGUAUUGA
Molecule: messenger RNA, 1434 nt
Organism: Stylophora pistillata
Lineage: Eukaryota; Metazoa; Cnidaria; Anthozoa; Scleractinia; Pocilloporidae
Source: RefSeq, a predicted model, not a curated record